Molecule: messenger RNA, 2119 nt
Organism: Rhododendron vialii
Lineage: Eukaryota; Viridiplantae; Streptophyta; Magnoliopsida; Ericales; Ericaceae
Exons: 5
Coding region: 327-1790 (487 amino acids)
Biological process (GO): spliceosomal snRNP assembly
Cellular component (GO): nucleus; SMN complex
Source: RefSeq, a predicted model, not a curated record
CAAAAUUCUAGGGUGUCCUUUCUAAUCGUCGUCUUCGUCGUCGCCAUACAUAUCCAAUUUCAACGCGAUCACAAUCACCCCAAAAUCGAGCGGUACUCUCUCUCUCUCUCAUAACGUCGUCUAUGUCUCUGUUUGCUGUUUUCUUUAAGCUUAAUUUAGAUGCUUAAACAUGGAUAUGUUUGGGCGUAAAUAAUCGCUUCUUGAGAGAGUACCAUUCUUAUUAGCAAUUGUUUUUGGGUGGACCCAAGCAGUUGCUUUCCUGGCUUUCUAUUCAGGGCCGGCCCUGAAUUGGAAAGGGUGGUGUUUGUGAGAGAGCGCAAUUAGAAAUGGAAGAGACAACGCAAUGUGGUCUGAAGAUUGAAGUGAUAGAUGAAACUGCAGUGAUUGAGACAACUCCUGUUUGUGAAGAUUCUGAGGGCAAUGGUGUUGAUAUUAAUAAUAUUCUGAAGCAAGAAACUGAUGGAAACAAAGAGAAACGGAAUAGAAGAAGGGGAAAAGGAGCGAGAAAAUUCGUUGGGACAAAUGAACAGGAAAACAUACUGAUUCACACGGCGCAAGUUCAAAUCGGCUUCAGCAAGAAAGCGGAAAGAACUUACACAAGGGAGGAGAUGGAGGCCUUGAGGUUUGUAAAUUUAGAAGUUCAGCAGAAGAAGUGGGUUGAAGUUUACUGUGGGCUUGGCCCCAAUGUGGCAAGGGACUAUGAUGGCUUGAUUGGUUCUAAUAAUCAGAAUCACAUUCAAGUUAACUUUGAUCCGCGGCAACAGUUUGGAAAGAAGGGAAAGAAGAUCCAUGGAGUUCUUGGUGAAGAUUUAUCUUGUUCUCAAGUCAUGGAUGAUGAAAUCGUCAACAUCAACCCCUUGGAUCCUGCAUGUGAUCUCGGUGUUGGUGUAGAGGAGGAAUGUAUUGAGGAAGAUGACAGUGAUGAAGAUUACAGUAGCAUUCAAAGACCUGCGUUUUUUGUUACAGGAGAACCCAAUUUUGAUGCUGGGCCUCCACAAGAUGGAUUGGAAUAUCUUAGGCGCGUAAGGUGGGAAGCAGCACAUGUUCCGAAAGUGAAGGUCGCCAAGCUUGAAAGAAGUAAGUUGAAGAAAGAGCAGACUGCUUACAUGCCAGUAAUACCUGAUAUUGAGAAGUGCCCAGAGCACCUAUUGCCAAUGAAACAGUGGGAGGAUGCAUUCAUGGCUGAUUUUUCGGAUCUGAGGCUUGCUCUGUCACGUCUUGAGGAUUCCCGUGCUGAAAUAUCUGCUCAGUAUCUGUUUUCAUCAACCAUCCAUCCAGAAGAAAGCUCCAAUCAGCUUCCUGAGACUGUCAUUGCUGAAAAUUUUGAUUUGCUGACCAAUGGUGGAGAUGAAUCCUCGGAGGCUCUUGAUUGUUCUACUCCUGAAAGCCCUGAUUAUCCACGACCCGUCCCAUCUGUGAACGAAAACGACGCCUCCCCCUCUCUUGAAAAUGAUAGUUCCAAGACUUCCGUGUGUGGAAGCUCUAGUGACAGCCCUACUUUGUCGGCUGUUUUAGGGAUGGACUCCGUAGCUCGAUUGUCAUCGCUGAGAAGACGGAUAAGAUUAGCAGAGAAUAUGACCACUUUGUCGAGGAAUGAUUGUGCAUGGCUAUUUGCUCUCUGCGCUGCAAUUGACACUCCUUUAGAUGCUGACACGUGUGCUGCCCUCCGGUGUCUGCUAAGGAAGUGCGCGAGUUUGCGAGCUGGAAAACUGGAAUUGGAUGAUGAAGUUGUCAUGCUCAAUAUAUUAGCAACAAUUACAGGUAAAUACUUUGGGCAGUCAGAACUUUGAAGGUUCCGGUUUCAUCUUGUGAAAUGUGUUGGUUUUGCAUUGUCAUUUUCAUUAGGCAAAUUCCCGGCGAAAGAAGUAGAUGAAAUUUUCCUUUUGACAAACAGUGUGUUAGACUUGCAUAAGAACUUUGCCGGGCUUAUUGGCCCUCUAGGCCAAAACAUAUUUGGGUUUCUACCACAUCACUUGCAUGUUUUGCACUUGAGAUGGAAUUUUGUAUUUCAGUUUUAUGGUUGAAUUCUCUCCAUAUGGGCCGAAUUAGCUCGGGUCGAUAGUGUAAAUUAAGGAACUGGUAUGUACAAAUCACAACCGAUAAAUAUGAUCAAAACUUA